AUGAAGUACUCUUUGAUCCUCGCUGCUACCGGCCUUGUCGCCUCUGUCUCCGCUCACGGUGUUGUUACCAAGGUUGUCGGUGCCAACGGCGUUGAGAUGCCCGGUCUGUCGGUCGCUGACGGCACUCCUCGUGACUGCUCCAGCAACGGCUGUGGGUCUCAGGCGGACACUUCCAUCAUUCGUGACAGCGAUAUCAGUAGUGGCAAGACUGGUCCUUUGGGCAAGACCCAGGGUAAUGGUCCCGUUGACGCUGCUACCAUGAUCAACAGCUUCAUGGGAGCUGGAUCUGCUCCUACCAACAACGGCACUGGUACUGGUGUCGAGGAUGACAUUCCUGCUAACGUCGGUGGAAAAGCCACCAAAGCCACCAAGGCCAACAAGGUACGCAGUGCUAAGUUCCGCAGCCGACAGCUCCUUGGUGGUCUUCUCGGCGGCGGUGGUGGUGGUAGCAACGCCAAGGGUGUUAAGUCUACCACUCCCCAGGAGACCAUGGUCAAAGCUACUGCUGGUAUGGGUGCAACCAUGGGUCUACCCACUGCCUCCGAUGACGGUAUGGUUGAGCUUCAGUUCCGCCAGAUCAACCAGGAUGGAGCUGGUCCUCUUGAGGCCAUGGUCGAUGGUACCUCGGGUGGUACCGAUAUGGCAGCCUUCAAGGAGGCCGACGUCAUGCAAAAUGUUCCCGGCUUAGUCGCUGGCAUCUCGACCGCUACCAACACCGAUUUCGCUGUCAAGGUUGCUAUGCCCCAAGGCAUGACCUGCGACGCCACUGUCGGUGAUGCUCAGAACGUCUGCGUUGUCCGUGUCCGCAACAGCACCCCCGCGGGUCCCUUCGGUGGCUCCGCCGCUUUCACUCAGACCACUGCUGCCCGCAAGCGCGCCAUCGCCUACCGCCUCAAGAAGCGUGCUGAGGAGGCUGCUGCCGCUGCUCACUAA
Messenger RNA from Truncatella angustata, 933 nucleotides. RefSeq lists its product as uncharacterized. The record is from RefSeq and is a predicted model, not a curated record. The transcript has a single exon. The coding region runs from base 1 to 933 and encodes 310 amino acids. NCBI's taxonomy places the organism in Eukaryota, Fungi, Ascomycota, Sordariomycetes, Amphisphaeriales, Sporocadaceae.